AUUGUCUCUGGAAACUGGGAAAUCGGACCAGAAGGCCCUUCGCCUCCCAGGCUCUGUAGCUUCUGCAGUGAUGAGGCUUGGCCACCAGAUGUCUCCACAGAGACCACUUCGCUCUCAGGGAAGAGGAGGGUCUUCGUGGUCCCGUGAAGAACGCAGGACAGGCAUCAUCAUCUCCGUUUUUCAAACAAGAAAAGGAGGCCAAGACAGCUACUCUGUUUUGGCUAACGCAGAAGGGGAUGCGGGUGAGGAAGCUUCUAAGUCCGGCCCUCCAUUCGCCAGAGUAACCGCCUCUCCCAGAGGGCGCAGAGUGAACAGUACCUGGUCCAGGGAGUAAGAAGGAAGCCGAGGGUAUCAUCAACAAGCCUGCCUGUCGGAUCCUGCAGGAAAAACCCAUAUAGUGAAGCGCUUGGGUUUUAAACGCAGGGCUUUCCAGACACAUUUGGGGAGUUCAACUCGAGCGCUUUGUGCUCAUGGACCAGCCGCGCAACUUUUGAAGGCUCGCCGGCCCAUGCGGGGUCUUUCUGGCGGCGCGCCGCCUGCAGUCCCUCUAAAGCGCCGGGGCUGGAGUUGCUGAGCCUCCCGGCCGCCGGGGUCCAUGUAGCCGCGGGCCGGGCGCGGACUGCGGAUCGGCGUGCGCGCGUUCCCCGCCGUCCAGCCCCGGCGAGCUCCCUCAUGUUGCAGCCCUGCGGUGCCCCUUCGACGACAGGCUGUGCGCGGUUUGCACGGCGCCCGGCGGCAGAGCUUCAUGUGGGGCUGCGGCCCGCGCAGCCGGCGCCUCGCUGAGGAAACGGACCCCCGGUAACCGGAGACCGCCUCCCCCCCUCCCCCGGCGCCAAAGGAUAUCGUAUGUUCAGGUCCAAACGCUCGGGGCUGGUGCGGCGACUUUGGCGAAGUCGUGUGGUCCCCGACCGGGAGGAAGGCGGCGGCGGCGGCGGCGGUGGUGGCGGCGACGAGGAUGGGAGCGUGGGCAGCCGAGCUGAGCCGGCCGCGCGGGCACGAGAAGGCGGAGGCUGCGGCCGCCCCGAAGUCCGCCCGGUAGCCCUGCGGCGGCCCCGGGACGCGGUGGGACAGCGAGGCGCCCAGGGCGCUGGGAGACGCCGGCGCUCAGGGGGCCCCCCGAGGCCCAUGUCCGAGCCGGGGGCCGGCUCUGGGGGCUCCUCGCUGGACGUGGGGGAGCCGGGAGGCCAGGGCUGGCUGCCCGAAAGUGACUGCGAGACGGUGACCUGCUGUCUCUUCUCGGAGCGGGACGCCGCUGGAGCGCCCCGAGAAGCCGGCGAACCCCUGGUCGGGGAGGCCCAGGAGCCAGAGGGCGGCGGGCGGAGUCGCGAAGCCCGCUCGCGGCUGCUGCUGCUGGAGCAGGAACUCAAGACGGUCACGUACUCGCUGCUGAAGCGGCUCAAGGAGCGCUCGCUGGACACGCUGCUGGAGGCGGUGGAGUCCCGCGGCGGCGUGCCGGGCGGCUGCGUGCUGGUGCCGCGCGCCGACCUCCGCCUGGGCGGCCAGCCCGCGCCGCCGCAGCUGCUGCUCGGCCGCCUCUUCCGCUGGCCCGACCUGCAGCACGCCGUGGAGCUCAAGCCCCUGUGCGGCUGCCACAGCUUUGCAGCCGCCGCCGACGGCCCCACCGUGUGCUGCAACCCCUACCACUUCAGCCGGCUCUGCGGGCCAGAAUCACCGCCACCCCCCUACUCUCGGCUGUCUCCUCGUGACGAGUACAAGCCACUGGAUCUAUCUGAUUCCACAUUGUCUUACACUGAAACAGAGGCCACCAACUCCCUCAUCACAGCUCCGGGUGAAUUCUCAGACGCCAGCAUGUCUCCGGACGCCACCAAGCCGAGCCACUGGUGCAGCGUGGCCUACUGGGAGCACCGGACGCGGGUGGGCCGCCUGUACGCGGUGUACGACCAGGCCGUCAGCAUCUUCUACGACCUACCUCAGGGCAGCGGCUUCUGCCUGGGCCAGCUCAACCUGGAGCAGCGCAGCGAGUCGGUGCGGCGCACGCGCAGCAAGAUCGGCUUCGGCAUCCUGCUCAGCAAGGAGCCUGACGGCGUGUGGGCCUACAACCGCGGCGAGCACCCCAUCUUCGUCAACUCCCCGACGCUGGACGCGCCCGGCGGCCGCGCCCUGGUGGUCCGCAAGGUGCCUCCCGGCUACUCCAUCAAGGUGUUCGACUUCGAGCGCUCCGGCCUGCUCCAACACGGCCCCGAGCCCGACGCCGCCGACGGCCCCUACGACCCCAACAGCGUCCGCAUCAGCUUCGCCAAGGGCUGGGGGCCCUGCUACUCCCGGCAGUUCAUCACCUCCUGCCCCUGCUGGCUGGAAAUCCUUCUCAACAACCACAGAUAGCGCCCCCGCCACCUGCCCCGCCGCCGGGGGGUCCCGUGCCCAGAGACACAGCCCCCACGGACGAACCCACCCCUCCCCCCCCAGAUAUCAUCUACCUAGAUUUAAUAUAAAGUUUUAUAUAUUAUAUGGAAAUAUAUAUUAUACUUGUAAUUAUGGAGUCAUUUUUACAAUGUAAUUAUUUAUGUAUGGUGCAAUGUGUGUAUAUGGACAAAACAAGAAAGACGCACUUUGGCUUAUAAUACAGAUAUAUUUUCUUUCUCUUCCUCCUUCCUCUUUAUGUUUUUUUUUUUUCUUUAAAGAAAAUGAUACAGCAGAGCUAGGUGGAAAAGCCUGGGUUUGGUGUAUGGUUUUUGAAAUAUUAAUGCCCAGACAAAAAGCUAAUACCAGUCACUCGUUGAUAAUAAAGUAUUCGCAUUAUAGUUUUUUUUUUUUUUUUUAACUGUCUUCUUUUUAACAAAGAGGGAUGUGCAGGGUUUCCAUGGGUUUCUGACUGGUCAGGCAUCUUGAAACUUGAUUUCAAUCUUUUAACGGUUAGAGGGAAUUACAUUGAAAAGGAAAGACAGACCUAUGUUUGUUCUUAAGACCAGAGAAGGUUCUAUUGUUCCUUCCCUCCCAUGGCUGUGGGGUGUCCACAGGAUUCAGGGGGGAAGAGGGGGAGUUUGUGGCCCAUCCAUCCUGGGUAAGCUCUUCCAAUAUGAUGGGGGAGGGUCAUGCUCUGGCCUACGCCAGCUCUCAGUCUGUUGGGAAAGACAUGGGUCCAUACCUCCCAUCUCUGAGCUGUCUGCAAACUGGAAGACUAAUUCUCACCACUUCGGGGAAAUGACCUGUGGAAGAAAGACUGAGAUGGUGGGUGUUGGACCCACUUAAUGGCCUUGUAGAAGCCCCCGGAGCCCCAGGGUGAAACUCCCUUUUAGGACCUAAAUAAGCUACCCUCUGAUCCCUCACCAAGUAGGUCAGAACCUGCCCAUCUGGGGCUGUAGUCAUGACUGAUGCAAAGGCAGGUGGUUUCUUUCUACUCUAUAAAAGGGAAAAAGGUUCUGGAAGGGUAAAUGACUAGCUCAUGAAACAGACCAAGGUUAGAAGUUACAUCUAAUUGUAGGACCAGAGCCAUAUUAAAUCAGUUUCCUCUCUUGAGAAAACUCAAAAAAAGAAGGCCUUCUUGGCCAAAUAUCUAAGGGGAAUGUUACAUUGUAUAUCUUCUUUCUUGGAGAUUUACAUUAGCCUAUUAAAUGCUCUGAGAAGUCCUGUGUGUUAUCUAUUGCUGCGUAAUAAAUUAUCCUAAAACUUGGCA
Molecule: messenger RNA, 3634 nt
Organism: Dama dama (fallow deer)
Lineage: Eukaryota; Metazoa; Chordata; Mammalia; Artiodactyla; Cervidae
Gene: SMAD6
Product: SMAD family member 6
Exons: 6
Coding region: 847-2343 (498 amino acids)
Biological process (GO): cell differentiation; transforming growth factor beta receptor signaling pathway; SMAD protein signal transduction
Cellular component (GO): heteromeric SMAD protein complex
Molecular function (GO): transcription regulator inhibitor activity; I-SMAD binding
Source: RefSeq, a predicted model, not a curated record